GUAGUGUUAAGGGAUUUAUCAACUGACUGGACACAUGGCAACUCUGAACGUGUCCUUUGUGGUACAUCUUCUGUGUAUAAUUGUUYUUUACCCGGUUGUGUAUGCUAAAUGCAGUGACCAAAAACAGCAAACGUAUUAUCUUUCUCAAACUCGCCAGACCCUCAAUGAUCUUGCCAUGGAGAGGAGACCAAGCGACUGUAUCCAAGAGGCUGAAAAGAUAAUGGUCCAACGUCCAACGCUUUCCAUAGAGGAGGGGGAAAAGCUUUGGACACUGAAACUUGCGUUUCAACUAGCCAGCGAGCUCUUCCAACAAAACCUAACACCUGUGAAAUGGAAUACCUUCAAACUCAGGGAGCUCCAAGACCUUCUUGCUCGACAAAAUAUGACCUAUUCGGAAUGUGUCAAAGACAUGCGUCUGCAUCAAAACCUUCCAAUUGAAAAUAUGGUUAAGAACUACUUCAAACAGCUGGGCGACUUUCUUUCACGUGAGCGUUUCAGCUCGUGCUCAUGGGAGGUCGUGAGAGCUGAAAUCCGGAGCAUCCUGAGGGAUUUUUACAAGAAAUCAAAAAUGCCAAGAAAACACGCAUGA
Salvelinus sp. IW2-2015 is the source of this 589-nucleotide messenger RNA. Lineage: Eukaryota; Metazoa; Chordata; Actinopteri; Salmoniformes; Salmonidae. The record is from RefSeq and is a predicted model, not a curated record.